Endocarpon pusillum Z07020 is the source of this 3021-nucleotide messenger RNA. RefSeq lists its product as uncharacterized. The transcript has a single exon. Gene Ontology annotation, cellular component: cytoplasm; nucleus; nucleotide-excision repair factor 2 complex. The record is from RefSeq and is a predicted model, not a curated record. Gene Ontology annotation, biological process: mismatch repair; nucleotide-excision repair. Gene Ontology annotation, molecular function: single-stranded DNA binding; damaged DNA binding. Lineage: Eukaryota; Fungi; Ascomycota; Eurotiomycetes; Verrucariales; Verrucariaceae. The coding region runs from base 1 to 3021 and encodes 1006 amino acids.
AUGGGACCGAAACGAAUGGCGACCCGUGGCGGUGGUCGAGGUAGGCCGUCUCGACGGUCAAACAAACACACGACCCAAGAACAGGGUGACGUCCCCGAGAUCUAUCAAGAGAUGCUCCUCGAGGCUGCCAGAAACCCUUUUCCAAAAGUGGACCUGCAGACUAAAGUUGUUAAACGGAGGAAACUGGAAGACGGCUCAUCUCAGGUGACCGAUUCCGAGCUCGCUGCGCAAGAUUUGCCAAGCGGACCCAUAGAUGGUGUCGAAACUGGUGAUGAAAGCGUAUUGGCUCAAUCUACACCACAAAGGCAGACUGUUUUUGACGACUUUCGUGGCUCUGGUGAUGAGUCAGAGGAUGAUUUCGAGGAAGUGGACCUUGAGGCUGAUGUCGAAGUCUAUCAAGGUCAAGACAGAGCCGACGAGCCUCUUCAACUAGAUCUUAACAAGAAACUUGACCCAGAUGCUACCUCUUCAGUACAUCGACGCAAGCCUGCUACUGCGGUGGAAAGAAGGAUACGUCUUGAUGUGCAUAAAUGGCAUGUCCUCUGUCUGCUAGCUCACCUACAGCGCCGAAGUCACUGGUGUAAUGACGAGCAAGUACAGUCUAUCCUGAAACCUUUGAUACCGCGGAAGCUGGUCAAGCUGUUUCACCUGGAUGCCGGCCAACCGCAGUAUCAGCGAACUCAUUCGUUCAAUGUAGCCAUUGAUGAGGUAAGUAAGAUAUGGCGAAGUGAAUGGAAAAUUACCGAGCAGGGCAUGAGAAGAGCUUACUGGACGGACGAUCCAGAUGAUCUCAAAAAUGUAGACGAUUAUCCUGAUCCAAUUGACUAUGAUGACUUCCGGGAUGCUGCAAGAACAAGAUCUGGCUCUCGAGAUCUUGGAGCUCAGCUAUUCUGCGCAUUACUGAGGUCAGUCGCGGUUGAGACGAGACUCGUCUGUUCAUUACAACCUCUGCCGUUUUCUGGCGUAGCAAGGGGCACAACGCCAGUCAAACCCAAAGCAAAAUACAUUAUGGCUUCAAACCUCGGAAGACAGCGUCAAUUGAAUCAAAAUGCUGAGAGCCCUACAAUUUCUGAUCCGAGAUGGCGUCUUUAUGGCGCUGGACCUGAGGAAUCUUCGCCUGUUCCCGCCGUCAAGAAGCCAGCAAAAAGGAUAAGAGACUCACCAUAUCCUGUCUUCUGGGUUGAAAUUUUUGACGAAUCACUUCAGAAAUGGAUCCCCGUCGACCCACUCGUUCGCAGCACAAUCAACAAACCCAAGACAGGUUUCGAACCACCCGCCAAUGACUCACUUAACAGCAUGUCCUAUGUCAUAGUAUUUGAGGACGAUGCCUCAGCUAAAGAUGUCACGCGUCGUUACACUCAGUUCUACAAUGGCAAAACCAGGAGAAAUCGUGUCGAAUCAACCAAAGGAGGAGACCUUUGGUGGAAGGAGACAAUGUCUUUUUUCGAGAACCCAUUCCCGGAAGAUCGAGACGAGAUCGAAAACGCGGAGUUGAUGGCAAGGGAGGAGAGUGAACAAAUGCCGAAGAAUGUGCAGGAUUUCAAGAAUCACCCGCAUUAUGCUUUGGAGAGGCACCUUAGGCGGAACGAGGUGAUCCAUCCGAAGAAGGAAAUAGGAAAGGUCACUGUCGGCCUGAGCAAAGAUGGCAGGCUUGAGCCCGUCUUUCGAAGGAGGGAUGUAUUGGUUGUGAAGACGGCGGAUCAAUGGUAUAGACUUGGUCGGGAUAUCAAGGUUGGAGAGCAGCCUCUAAAGAGAGUGAUCCCAACGAAGAGGAGAGUUACACCUGUGGAUGAGCAGGAUGGGCAAGAAGAAGGAGCAUUGCUUUAUGCAGCGUUCCAGACAGAGCUAUAUGUGCCGCCAACCGUGGUGAAUGGCAAGAUACCGAGGAAUGCCUACGGUAACCUGGAUGUUUACGUGCCGAGUAUGAUCCCAGCUGGAGGGAUCCACGUCGAGCAUCCGGAUGCAGCCAGAGCAGCUAGGAUCCUCGGAAUUGAUUAUGCGGAUGCAGUGACCGGUUUUGAAUUCAGAGGCAGACAAGGGACAGCGAUAAUGAAAGGUAUAGUGGCAGCAACAGAGUAUCGUGAGGCACUUAUCGAGGUACUGGAAGCGCUUGCAUACGAAAGGGUACGAAUGAACAGCGAGAAGAGAAGCUCAAUCGCACUACAGAUGUGGAAGAAAUUUUUGACUGCUUUGAGAAUUCGCGAAAGAGUUAGUAUGAAGUAUGGAGAAGGAGGUAGUCAAGGUGGAGAUCACGAUGAAGACAUAGAGGACAAGACAUAUCACGAUGAUGGUGACCAUGACGAAGACGAAGGAGGCGGUUUCUUUCCGGAGCAGACUAAAGGACCGGCCACAUUACCAGAGAGCCCAGAUGUCGAAACUGGUUUGAAUGAGCAAGUCAUCUUCUAUCCAGACUCGCCAGAUAUCGACAUUACAAUCAUAGUUCACGAAUCGCCACACAAGCUUCCUAGAUCACAACAGCAGCAACGAAAGCCUUCACGGCUAGCAGCAAGACUCCCAGCAGAAGAACCAAUGAUGGGUGGGGGCUUUUUUGCCGAACGGGAAAAUAUUAACAUCCCAGAGGAUGGGCACCAAGGAGGAGGAGGAUUUACAGCGGAAGACUCGUCACCCACCGCACCCGACGGAGCACCACCUCCCUCGCUAGUCUAUGAAUCUCUUCCCACCAUACCUACUACCGCCUCCUCCGCCUCCACUGCGCAUAAAGCCGUAGUCGCGAACACGGCCAAUAACACCAUAACCACCCCCGCCACCACCCCUUCUAACAAUCUCCCGCACCGGACCCCGGUUCUCACCCAAAACGAAAUUCACGGCCCAGUCCCAUCAUCACCAGCUCAACAACCACAAAUCGCGGUAAGUUCGCCAAAUGCCGAGCAAGUAGCAGAGAACCGCAUCCCACCCUCCUCUUCCUCCUCCUCCCUAGAGCAAGGUUCCCUCCUCUCUCACGACCCGGAAGACGAAGACGCCGAACCGGAUUGGUUGGCUGAGGCGAUGGAUUCUGACUGA